AUGUCGACUUCUGCUCGCCGCCGUCUCAUGCGGGACUUCAAGCGCAUGCAAACCGAUCCCCCGGCCGGUGUUUCUGCUUCCCCCGUUGCAGAUAAUGUCAUGACUUGGAACGCUGUGAUCAUCGGUCCGGCCGACACGCCUUUCGAGGACGGUACCUUCCGCUUAGUGAUGAACUUCGAAGAACAGUAUCCCAACAAGCCCCCUGGCGUCAAAUUCAUUAGCCAGAUGUUCCAUCCCAAUGUCUACGGCACGGGUGAACUUUGUCUUGAUAUCUUGCAGAACCGGUGGAGCCCGACAUACGACGUGGCGGCCAUUCUCACGAGUAUCCAAAGUCUGCUCAACGAUCCUAACACUUCGUCACCCGCCAAUGUCGAAGCCUCCAACUUAUACAAGGACAACCGGAAGGAAUACGUCAAGCGUGUACGAGAGACCGUGGAGAAGAGUUGGGAGGAUUAG
This is a messenger RNA of Penicillium chermesinum, 456 nucleotides long. It is a transcript of the gene ubc2, whose product is annotated as E2 ubiquitin-conjugating protein RAD6. Gene Ontology annotation, biological process: protein polyubiquitination; proteasome-mediated ubiquitin-dependent protein catabolic process; DNA repair. Bases 1 to 456 code for a protein of 151 amino acids. NCBI's taxonomy places the organism in Eukaryota, Fungi, Ascomycota, Eurotiomycetes, Eurotiales, Aspergillaceae. The transcript is spliced from 4 exons. Gene Ontology annotation, molecular function: ubiquitin conjugating enzyme activity. The record is from RefSeq and is a predicted model, not a curated record. Gene Ontology annotation, cellular component: HULC complex.